Molecule: messenger RNA, 527 nt
Organism: Heterocephalus glaber (naked mole-rat)
Lineage: Eukaryota; Metazoa; Chordata; Mammalia; Rodentia; Bathyergidae
Source: RefSeq, a predicted model, not a curated record
GACAUGGCGCCGGUAUCUCGGGGGAGGGGACCCAGAAGCUCGAGGAAGGGAGGGAAGGACGGCGCGGAGCCCGGCCGGGCGGGGCUUCUCACAGCAGGAGCACCCGCCGCAUGGGCCCCGGCCGGGGGUGCGGGGAGGCCGGGCAGCCACUCACGCCAGCCCGGGGAUGCGCCGCUCGGGCUAGGCCGCGCCGGCUCCGAGCGGCUCCGGACCGCACCCCCCCCCCGACCCCCGGCUGGGCUGUGCUGCCGUUCGGCCGGGCCAAGCUGCUCCGCCUACUCUCUGCCGCCACAGCAGCCCGCCUGCCUCGCUCCUCCCCUGCCCUCAGCCGCACUGCUCCGCGCCCGGCACACAGACAGCCACCGCCGGACCUGCUGCUCCCAACAUGGCCGCCACCACCGCCGGCCCUCGGCUCUUUCCGCCGUCAGGAGCCGGAAAAAUCCGAAGCGUCUAGGAACGGGAGGUGGGGGUGAGCCUUCUCUGGGCUACAGACCGGGGUGAAUUCCGGAAACAGCUGAAGAAUGAAA